AUGUCUUCUUUAACGCAAGGCCUCGUCCCACGACCAGGACUUGACCUCGGGGACACAUAUGGAGUACUUUUUAUUGGGGCUAUCCUUUCAGCACUUCUAUUCGGUCUAACCAACGUUCAAGCUUUUAUCUACUUUCAGACGCAUACGAGCGGAAGGGUAACAUUCUUUAAGCUGGUCGUGAUCUGGCUUUGGACACUUGAUGCUCUGCACCUGGCGUUCAGCGUCCAUUACGUCUAUUAUUAUUUGGUCAUCGACUACGCGAAUGUCAUUGCGCUCACAGAAAUUGUAUGGAGUUUCAAACUUCAGGCACUAUUAAACGUUUUCAUCGUUUCUGGGAUACAUCUUUUGUAUUCCCAUCGCAUAUGGACAAGUAUGUCUUCCUCUAUCAAUGGAUUUGCUAUGACGCAUAUGAUGAACCUAGUUAGCAAAGACCGAGCAAGACCCUUCCUCAUGAUAGUGGGCAUUGCCAGUGUCGCAGGGUUAGGCGUUGGCAUAGCCACUGUUUUUAUAGUAUAUCAGUACUCUUCCUUCGUGGAUUUGGCUGAAACGAAGUGGUUAAUAUUCAUGGCUCUUGGCACGGCUGCUGCUCUCGAUGCGCUUAUCGCAUCCUCGCUGUGUUAUCUGCUCGCUACCUCCCGCCCUGGGUUCCGUAGAACUGAUUCCGUCAUAACAAAGUUCUCACAUUACGCCAUUGAUACUGGCUGUCUAACAUGUAUAUGUUCAUUGGCAGCUGUCGCUACGUAUACUUUCAUGCCGUACAGCUUCAUCUUCUUGUGUAUUGAAUUUAUAGUGGCUAAAUUAUAUGUCAACUCGUACAUCGCACUCCUGAACGCGCGAUACUACAUGCAGUCUAACGCAGAUACUAUCGAUUCUUCCGACUUCCAAAUCUGCCACGGCGAAUCCAUCGGCACGAGGCACACCGCGUCGCCAGACGAGAAACUCCUGGCAUAUCGGAAGAGUGUGGUUAGUAGACAUGUUGAAGGUGAAGUGGAGCAGGUACUUCCCACUCGACCUGUUCGGGCUGCAAGGUUACCCCGGCAGUCGAUUUUGGUGACGGUGGAGAGGGAAUCUUUUUUGGAUUAGUGGGAAUUGUGACAUUGUCUGUCCAUCUGGUUGCGAGAUAACAUUGAAAUUUGAGGUGUCGUGAUGAAUCCGCUUGCAACGCCUGAUACGUAACCAAUUGCAAGGAAGAGAUAACAUGGCUGCUUUCCAUUUUCCAUUUUCACGAACAACAAAUCCUCGUAGGAAGGAAUAUACAUAUAACACGGAAAGCUUGAAAGCAGGGUAGCACCAGCGUCCGCCCCAAUGAC
Suillus paluster is the source of this 1310-nucleotide messenger RNA. RefSeq lists its product as uncharacterized. NCBI's taxonomy places the organism in Eukaryota, Fungi, Basidiomycota, Agaricomycetes, Boletales, Suillaceae. The coding region runs from base 1 to 1083 and encodes 360 amino acids. The record is from RefSeq and is a predicted model, not a curated record. The transcript is spliced from 17 exons.